This is a messenger RNA of Clupea harengus (Atlantic herring), 5449 nucleotides long. It is a transcript of the gene gigyf2, whose product is annotated as GRB10 interacting GYF protein 2. Gene Ontology annotation, biological process: insulin-like growth factor receptor signaling pathway. The record is from RefSeq and is a predicted model, not a curated record. Gene Ontology annotation, molecular function: protein binding. Gene Ontology annotation, cellular component: cytosol; vesicle; membrane. NCBI's taxonomy places the organism in Eukaryota, Metazoa, Chordata, Actinopteri, Clupeiformes, Clupeidae.
GGAGUUUUGUUGUCAUGUGACCCUAAUUCAGCCAUCUUGUGGAAACGAAGAGAGAGUCAACUCGCAUACAAACCCUGCGCUGUCAGUUUAAGCAGAGGUAAGACAGCGAGGCUGAAAUAGACGAUUUAGUUGUAAAAUAAAGCUAAUUUGUUAAGUAGUUAAUUUACUGUAGUGUAGCCCCCAUCCCGUAGUUCUGCGAUGUGGUUAGCCGAAGUGUUGACAUCCGCAUGGCUGCCUGGCCUUGAAGCGUCGGUCUCAAGUGAAAUACAGUAGCCGCUUUGGAUUAGAGCGUGGUGGAAGUGUGCUAAUGGGAAAACCUGUUGUUGCGGUAGGCUUCUUAGGCCUCACGGAGGGUUGGGGGUUAAGGAUUAACUCGUGUGAAGUCACUUUACAACGCUACUGAUUUGUCUGGCAAAAUGAAGAUACUGCGAAGUAAUAUCUAGGAAAAGAACAAUGGCAGAAACCCAGACACUUAACUUUGGACCAGAAUGGCUCCGGGCUUUGUCUGGUGGAGGUGGUGGUGCUAACAACAGUGUUGCUUCUCCACCUCUCUCCCCUGCUUUGCCAAAGUAUAAACUAGCAGACUACCGUUAUGGGAGGGAAGAAAUGUUAGCACUUUAUGUAAAGGAUAACAAGAUUCCCAUCGAUCUACAUGAUAAGGAAUUUCUUCCCAUUUUACAAGAGGAUCCCUUACCACCGUUGGCCCUUGUACCCUUUACAGAAGAGGAGCAGAGAAAUUUCUCUAUGUCUGUAAACAGUUCGGCUGUGCUUCGGCUGACCGGAAGAGGUGGGGGGCCUGUAGUUGGGGUGCCCAGAGGUCGAAGUUCUUCGAGGGGACGAGGCCGGGGCAGAGGAGACGGAGGGUUUUACCAAAGAAGUUUUGACGAUGUGGAGGGAGGCUUCGGCCGUGGAGCAAGGGAAAUGCACCGCUCUCAAAGCUGGGAGGAGAGGGGAGACCGAAGGUUUGAAAAGCCAGGACGAAAAGAUCCAGAGGCAGCCCCAGCUCAUUAUCAGCUUAAUCACAUACGGGCCAACUGUGAGGACGGAGGGCCGGGCCUUGUGCGUAAGCACGACUCCACACGGUCAGAGAUCGAGAACUGGCGCUCAUCACGCGAGGAGCAAAAUGGUGAGGAAGACGAGGGGGGUUGGCUGCUAGCGGGCUCAAGGCGGGAUGGCGACCGGUGGUGCCCCCCCAGUCCAGACACGCCUCGUUCCGCUGGGUGGCGGGAACACCCAGAGCGCAGACGGUUCCCGUUCGACGCCCGGGGGGAGGAGGAGCGCGGUUACCGUAGGCCCCGCUCUGGCAGCGGCAGCUUGGAGGACGAGCGGGAUGCUCUGCCCGAGUGGUGCCUGGAGGACGCCGAGGAGGAGACGGGCAUCUUUGACUCUUCCGGAGCCUUCCACUCACUCAAGAAGGGGCCCAAAGAGCCCAUCCUCGAGGAGGCAGAGCAUGACUUCCGACCUCUGGAGGAGUGUGACGAGCACUCUGAGAGAGACGAGAGCGAGUCGGAGGAGACCAAAGACCUGGCCGCUGAGGCCAGAAAGGAGGGGAGUGCCAGGAAGAACGGAUUGGACAUGGGAAGACCCGAGGAGGAGGCAGCCACGCCCACACCCGUCCCGGUGGCCACCACCCCUCCCAAGCCCACCGCUCCCUCGCCUCGAUCCCCCAUCCAGCCGCCAGUGCCAGCUGAGGACGGUCAGAGGCCGUCAGAGAGGGCCCCAGACGUCCCACCUGAGCUCUGCAAAGCCCCCCAGCCCUCCUCCACACCCACUGGCCUGGUGGAGGGCGUCUCGCUCCCUCACGUCACUUCCACCAUCAAAGACAUGCCAUCCCCCACACCCAAAGCCACACUACCACAGCCAGCACUGCCUCAGCCUCUGGAGAAGCCAGCAGCAGUGCCCAUCGGUCUACCCUUCACAGCGCUCGGUAUGCCACCCUUUGGCAGGCCCGGCGGCAUGCCGCAUUUUGCAGAUGAAGAUGAGGGACUAAAGCACUUUGAGCAGGAAGCGGAGAAGAUGGUGGCUUAUCUUCAGGACGGUGUGAUGGACGAAGAGCGGCCCAAACCAACCGCCUUGCCCAUCAGCCACGAGGCUGCCUUUAAAUGGUUCUACAAGGACCCACAGGGGGAGGUUCAGGGACCCUUCAGCAACCAGGAGAUGACCGAGUGGUUUCAGGCUGGCUACUUCACCAUGACCCUGUUGGUCAAGAGGGGCUGUGAUGAGGUCUUCCAACCACUGGGGGAGAUCAUCAAGAUCUGGGGGAGAGUUCCGUUUACACCUGGCCCAGCGCCACCGCCGAUCCUGGGGGGUGUUGAUCAGGAGAGACUCAAGAGGCAACAGGAGCUGACUGCUAUCAAUCUCUAUCAGAUGCAGCAGCUUCAGUAUCAGUACCUUAUCAGGCAGCAGUUUGUGCAGGCGCAGGCCCUUGCCCAGCAGAAAGCAGCAGCAGCAGCAGCAGCAGCAGCAGCAGCAGCAGCUCUCACCCCGGCACCCCCCCCACCGCAGCAGCAGAUCAACCUACUCCUCCACCAGGCCCUGAAGAUGAGGCCCUCUGAACCCCUGCUGCCCCCCGUCACGCGCUCCCUGUCUGUCCCAGACUCUGGUUCCGUGUGGGACAUGCAGAACCCCCCCUCUCAGGCCUCCUGUGCCCCCAGCCUGCAGCCUGCAGUGCCCAGCACUGCGUGGGAAGGCAGCAGUGUGUGGGAUUUGCCCAUCGAUUCGACGGCACCAGCUUCUACCAUUGAACAGAUCCAGCAGCUGGAGAAGGCCAAGGCUGUGAAGUUGGAGCUAGAGCGACGUGAAGCAGAGCUGCGGGCCAAGCGUGAGGAGGAGGAGAGGAAGAGGAUGGAGGAGGCUCUGCGAGCACGGCAGGAGGAAGAGCUGCAGAAGCGUCUGGAGGAGGAGGAGGAGCUGGCGCGCAGGAAACAGGAGGAGGUUCUGAGGAGGCAGCUUGAGCAGGAGGAGGCUAAGCGCCGGCAGAAGGAGGAGGAGGAGCAGCGGCUGGCCCAGGAGGAGAGGAGGAGGAGGGAAGAGGAGGAGGAAGAGAGGAGGCAAAGGGAACAGUUCCUCCGCAAACAGGAAGAGGAGCGCCAGAAACAGGAGGAGCAGGAGGCCCUCCGGAAGCGUGAGGAGGAGAAGCGGCGUGAGGAGGAGGAGGCAGCCGCUGUGGCUGUGGCGUUGGCACGGCAACAGCUCCAGCAGGAGGAGCAGCGGCGGCGUGAGCAGGAGGCCCAGCGGCAACAGGAGGCCCAGAAGCAGCAGGAGGUGCUGAAGCAGCAGGAGGUGCUGAAGCAACAGGAGGCCCAGAAGCAGCAGGAGGCCCAGCGGCAGCGGCAGCAGCAACAGGAGGCCCUCAGACGUCUGCAGCAACAGCAGCAGCAGCAGCAGCUCGCCCACAUGAAGCUUCCCUCGUCUUCAAAGUGGGGUCAACAGUCUGCCUCCGUGCCCCCCCAGUCCCAGAAUGCCCUGUCACUUGCCGAGAUCCAGAAACUGGAAGAGGAAAAAGAACGACAGGCACGACAGGAGCAGCGGCGGCAGCAGCAGGAGCUCCUCAAGGCUCAGCAGCUGCAAUUGCCGCAGCAGCCCCAAGCCAAGCUCUCAGGCUGGGGCAACGUGGCCAAGCAGCCGGCCGCCACCAAGUCCCUCCUGGAGAUCCAGCAGGAGGAGGCGCAGCAGAUGGAGCAGAAGAAGGAGCAGAAGAGGGAGCAGAAGCAGCAGCAGCAGCAGCAGCAGCAGCCGACACCGCCUCAGCCUCAACCUCAGCCUCAGCCUCAGCAGCAGACACCCCCGCAGCCGGCACCACAGCCGCAGCCGCCAACACCGCAGCCGCAGCCGCCUGUCCAGCAGAACCGCACCAACGCUGUGAGCAGCUCGGUGUGGGCUUCUGUGAGCGGCGGCGGGGGGUCCACCUGGGCCUCGGACACCAGCAGCAUCUGGGGGGACAGUCCCAACUCCAACGUGGGCUUCUGGGACGAGGCUGUGAAGGAGGCCGCUCCACCGCCCACACGCAAGGCCACCUCUCAGAAAAACAAGGGAAACGCUAACCUCAGUAACUCGGUGAGUGCGAAAGCCAAUAAGAAGAUGGAGGAAGAGGAAAGGCUGCUCAAACUGUUCCAGACAGCCAAUAAGAGUCAAGAUGGCUUCAUGCAGUGGUGUGAGCAGACUCUGCACACGCUCAACACCGCCAACAACCUGGACGUUCCCACGUUCGCUUCUUUCCUGAAGGAGGUGGACUCGCCCUAUGAAGUGCACGACUACGUCAGAGCCUACCUCGGUGACACGCCCCAGGCCAAGGACUUUGCCAAACAGUUCCUGGAGCGUCGUGCCAAACAGAAUGCCAAUCAACAGAAACCACAGCAGAUCCAGCAGCAGAAACGGCAGCAGCAGCAGGACUCUGUUUGGGGAGGGACCACACCACAGGUCCUCCAGUCCAACCACACCAGCCUCCAGCAGCAGCAGCAGCAGCGCUUUGAGACUGUGACAUCAGGGAAGAAGAAGAAAAAACAGAAGAUGGUUCGAGCAGACCCCAGUCUCCUUGGUUUUUCAGUGAAUGCCGCUUCUGAGAGGUUGAACAUGGGGGAAAUUGAGACAGUGGAGGACCUUUGAGGACCUGGGAAGGGAGUGCUCAACUCAACUCACCCCUCAGAGUAUUUCCCAUCUGGACAGCUGCCACUUACCUCCUCCACCCACCCACCCACAUCACUACUCUUCUGUUUUUCUUUUUGCUGUCCCCCGCCCCCCCCCCCCCCCCCCCCCCCCCCCCCCGUGUCAAAUUCCAAGCAGUGAACAGAUCCUGGGAGCCUCCUGACGCCCGUGUCAUGCCCCACCGCCAAGAGAUUCUUACCAGGGGGGAAAAAACCCAACCCAACUCAACUCAGACUAGCCUUCACCCAGUAUAACAGCUGAAGUUGGACUGACAGUCUGCGUUGGGAGAAGACCUCUGUUUGAUCACCAGGUGCUUGCUUCAGGACAGGACUUCACCUCAGCAUCAGUCCCAGCAGCUAGUGGGCAGCCCCACGAUCAGUUUUUUUGAAUUGUGAAGAGGAGGAUCAUACGUUUAAAAAGAGGAAAAAAAAAAAAGAUGAAGAUUAUAGAGAUAUAUCUUUUUUUUUUUUUUAUUAUUAUUAUUUAUUGAUGUUUUCCCAACCAUUUUUGCCAUGCCCUCCUCCUCUUCAUCGUCCUUCCCAUAUGCUGACGGUUGUUCGUGGAUGAUGAUGAUGGUGUUGUAGGACCUAAGGAUGUGAUUCACCAGUGUCCUGUUUUAAGGACAUGUUUUUGAAAGUUCCAAGUAGUUAUCCAUUUCUUGUAAAAUAUUAGGCUGUUUAAAGAAUAAACUUUCAAAUCUGCAUCUGUAUUGUAAUAUAUGGAAACGUUGAACUAAUGGAGUCAUACUUUUUUAUUGCAGUAUGAAAUAAAUCAACAGUCUCUUGUGUGGGCUGUUUUACAUCUC